Messenger RNA from Osmerus eperlanus (European smelt), 2554 nucleotides. It is a transcript of the gene fbxw8, whose product is annotated as F-box and WD repeat domain containing 8. Lineage: Eukaryota; Metazoa; Chordata; Actinopteri; Osmeriformes; Osmeridae. The transcript is spliced from 11 exons. Gene Ontology annotation, molecular function: protein binding. The record is from RefSeq and is a predicted model, not a curated record. The coding region runs from base 164 to 2164 and encodes 666 amino acids.
UUGCUUUAGGACUGCUUCGGUUAAUUUGUCUCUUUAGUGUUGUUUUCAAGCAGCGUAACUUAUAAACUCUCCAUUGUUUGCAAUAUCCCCAACCUAAGGAUUUACUGUUUACAAGAAGCUGCGUUCAAAUCAAUGCUGGUAUUGUUAUGUUUGCAUCUAAAUCAUGGCGGAAGAUGAAUUGUUAGCUUUCAGAGAGAGUUGGAAGCAAGAACUGACGAGUAAAAGCAACCAUUCGGACUCCCCUGCGCCUAGAGAUAAGCUUCAGCCAAGUCGGAAGGACUGUAAAAAUAGUUAUUUUGAAGAUUUCUCUCAAAGCAGAAGUCAACCAGAAACAGGUAGGCAUGAUGCUUACACUGAAUCUCCACAACGGAGCAGCAUCAAGGAAAGUAGUCCGAGGUCGCCAUCAUUACCGGGGAACGACGGUGGGCUGUCAUCCUCGGCUGGCAAAACUUCCAAGGACCAGCCCCAGUAUGUGUCGAUAGCUGAGGGCUUGCUGCAUGGAAGGACGAGUCCUUUGAUGGACAGGAUUCAUGAGGAGAGGAUGCGAAGGAAGAGGCAAUCCCAGCGUGAGAAAAACUCUAUGCCAACACAACCACAGAGCAAAGUCAAGAAGAGCGAGAAACUAGUGGACCAGUUCAUUCAAGACCUGAAUGAAGUAAAUGACAUUCCAUUCUUUGACGUGGAGCUACCGUACGAGUUAGCGCUGAAGAUAUUCCGGUACCUGAACCGGACUGAGCUUGGACGAUGCGCCCAGGUGAGCAAGGCGUGGGGGUGUCUAGCAGAGGACAGUGUGCUGUGGUACAAGCUGUGCCAGAAGGAGGGCUAUCACAGAGAGGCCAGCGUGUCCGACUCCCCCUCCUGGAAGAGCACCCUCCGAGACUGCAAACUCUCUGACCACACGGUCUGCUCUAACUGGAAGAACCGGGUGGGAUCCAUCAGCCAGCUGCAGUUUGAGCUGGGGAAAAUACUGUGUGAUGUCAGUUCCUGCGACAACUUUGUGGUGGCUGGGUACACCUCGGGGGACGUCCGGCUGUGGGACACGCUGCACUGGGACUGCGGAGCCUCCUACCUGAGGCCUCGCUCCCUGGCCUGCACCGCCGCUCCCAGGCCUCAGGUCACCCUCGUCCAGGUCAACCGGACCCUGGCCGCCGCCGCUUACCUGGACGACUGCGUGGAGGUGUGGAGCGCUGAGACUGGAGGGGAGCCCGUCUUUCACUACCAGAGCGUGGGGAGGGUGCACGCCCUGGCCCUGAGCCCAGACAGCCCCACCCUGGCCUCCGCCACUGGGGUGGAUGUCCGUCUGGACCAGCCUGACCAGCGUGGCUACUGGAGGACCCUGGUCCAGGCUCGGCUUCCCAAGCCUGUGGAGCGUGUGGUGCUGGUGCCAGGGCAGAGAGAGCAGCCCCUGGCUGUCCUGUCAGCCGACGACAGCGCGUUCACGCUGUCCUCCCGGCACGCCGACCCGCGCCUCCUCCACUGUGUCUAUGGACACCCCGUCACCUGCCUGGACGCCUCCAACUCCCAGGCUGCACUGGGCCUCAAGAGCAGUGGCUGGGCCAUGCACGAUGGAGGCAACAAGGUGCAGGUGUACCGCCUGGAGACCGGCCAGGCGGAGGUGCGCGUGGGCAGCUCCGCGGGGGACUUCACCUGCAUCUGCCUGGGAGAGCAAGCUUCUCACCUGCUCACCUGCGGGAACAAGGACCGCAGGGUGAGGGUAUUUGACCUGCGCACCGGAUCCUCUGUGGCGUCACUCUACGCCCACCACAUGGGCGUGACCUCUGUGCUGGCAGAUGAUUGGAAGAUAGUGAGUGGCGGAGGCGAGGGAUUGGUCUGUGUCUGGGAGAUGAGGAUGGGCGCCAAGCUGUGGGAGAUGCACAACAGGCACCCAGUCAGACAUGUGCGCUUCACCACCAGCACCUUGGUAACGGCCAACAUCCCAGACGAGAAGUCUCCACGGGGCGCCUGCAUCACCGACGACGACCUGACAGCCCACCGCAGACACAGAGGAGUCAUCUGCCACUACGACUUCUCUGAAGACUCCGUUUCCCAGGAGCACGUUCUGCCCAUCUGCAGGUCCAACUACGCAGAGUCCUCGGGGUAUAACUACAACAUCGGCCUGGCCGUUCCCUACGACAUACUGUCUGGGUCACACCCUUCUCACUGAACCCUGACCUGGCUGUAAGCUAGCUCACACUGUUCACGUGACCCUGGGAUCAUCUGGAUCCAUGAACUCCAUCCAUACUUUACAUUUUUAAUGGGAACUUUUAUAUGAAAAUGUAUGUAAAUAAGUUGAUUUAGCUCUAUUUUAGUCGUGUUGUCUGUCACGGUGGACAUGAGAUUUUAGUUUUACAACCCAUUGAGGCAGAGUUGAACCAAGACUGGAUUAUACUGGGUGUAUGAGUUCAGCGUCAACAACAUCACCUGACAGUUAUAUAAAAAUCAGUUUGCAAAUAAAUCACGACAGUCACAUCAAUGUUAGUCACACAAUUAUUUAUUCACUUAUAAAUGAGUGCAAAUGCUUUUAAAUGUAUUUCAAGUUAAAUCUUCAAUUAGA